Messenger RNA from Gorilla gorilla gorilla (western lowland gorilla), 2763 nucleotides. It is a transcript of the gene TCF19, whose product is annotated as transcription factor 19. Gene Ontology annotation, cellular component: nucleus. Gene Ontology annotation, molecular function: protein binding. Bases 658 to 1695 code for a protein of 345 amino acids. The transcript has 5 exons. NCBI's taxonomy places the organism in Eukaryota, Metazoa, Chordata, Mammalia, Primates, Hominidae. The record is from RefSeq and is a predicted model, not a curated record. Gene Ontology annotation, biological process: regulation of gene expression.
GCCCGGGAAUUCCGAAGGAGGGGUAGGCGCUGCCCGCGCGCAGAGGCCGCGCCCCUCCUGGCCCCGGCUUCUUGGCUGUCAAACAGAUGCAGCAACGUCGGCUCCGGCCGAGGAGCCCAAGGGGUCCCGGGACCCGCCGCACAGGCUGGCACUGCUUGAAGAGGAGGCUACUCGGAGACUGCGCCGCGCGGUGGAUUCAUUGCCCUCGGAGGUUCAACUAGUUAUGAGUGAGGGAUUGGCCAGAAGAUCGGGGCGCAGGCAAGCAGGAGUGCUCUAUUAGGAUAAGCAAGUUUGACAGGAAGAAGCUGCUCUUCUCCGAAUUACACAGAGAUUGGAGGCUCCCCAAAUAUUUUGCGAUCUGAGGAUCCAGCUCAAGUGAGGUGCCAUAGGACGUGUUCCUGAGUUUGCAUUGCACGGAGACCUUCCUGGAAUUUUUCAUUUGCAAGUCGGCUUAACCAAUUUUGCAUUGAGUCCUAGGCUGCUUGCACUCUGAAUUUGGGCUAUUCAGGUAGUGUGCUCAAAGUUGAAACCGCAUACAGCACAACUCAAGUUUGCAUCAGACUGGGAAGCGAAGUUAAGCCAGCGGUGCGUGGCCCAGGAGUGGGAAAGGAAAUGGAUGCCUGAAGUGGAAGAGGUGGUGCAGAGGGGGCACCGCCCAUGCUGCCCUGCUUUCAACUGCUGCGCAUAGGGGGCGGCAGGGGCGGUGAUCUCUACACCUUCCACCCCCCGGCCGGGGCUGGCUGCACCUAUCGCUUGGGCCACAGGGCCGACCUGUGUGAUGUGGCUCUGCGGCCCCAGCAGGAGCCUGGCCUCAUCUCUGGGAUCCACGCCGAACUGCAUGCCGAGCCCCGGGGUGAUGAUUGGAGGGUCAGCCUGGAAGACCACAGCAGCCAAGGUACUUUGGUCAAUAAUGUCCGACUCCCAAGAGGUCACAGGCUGGAAUUGAGUGAUGGAGACCUCCUGACCUUUGGCCCUGAAGGGCCCCCAGGAACCAGCCCCUCGGAGUUCUACUUCAUGUUCCAACAAGUACGAGUCAAGCCUCAGGACUUUGCUGCCAUUACCAUCCCACGGUCUAGGGGAGAAGCCCGGGUUGGGGCUGGUUUCCGGCCUAUGCUGCCCUCCCAGGGGGCUCCACAGCGGCCUCUCAGCACGGUCUCCCCUGCCCCCAAGGCCACACUGAUCCUAAACUCCAUAGGCAGCCUCAGCAAGCUCCGGCCCCAGCCCCUCACCUUCUCCCCUAGUUGGGGUGGACCAAAGAGCCUGCCUGUUCCCGCCCCACCUGGGGAAGUGGGGACCACGCCUUCUGCUCCACCCCAACGCAAUCGGAGGAAAUCUGUUCACCGAGUGUUGGCGGAACUGGAUGAUGAGAGUGAGCCUCCUGAGAACCCGCCACCGGUCCUUAUGGAGCCCAGGAAGAAACUCCGUGUAGACAAAGCCCCACUGACUCCCACUGGAAAUCGACGUGGCCGUCCUCGGAAGUACCCAGUGAGCGCUCCCGUGGCUCCCCCUGCAGUUGGGGGCGGGGAGCCCUGUGCAGCUCCUUGUUGCUGCCUGCCCCAGGAAGAGACAGUGGCCUGGGUUCAGUGUGAUGGCUGUGACGUCUGGUUCCAUGUGGCCUGUGUUGGCUGCAGCAUCCAGGCUGCCAGGGAGGCCGACUUCCGAUGCCCAGGGUGCCGGGCUGGCAUCCAGACCUAAGGUCCACCGCCAAGGCACCAUCGGACACACCUGCCCAUGAGUAGACACAGCAGCGAGCAAAUGGGUCUGAUAAAUACCCCCCUUCCCUUCCCUCCCCAGGAGGGAAUGACUACAGGGAAGAAGGGUGGAUUGAUGUGGACUCAUUCAGGGCCUGGAGCAGACUCUGGUGGCCAAGGUGACAGAAGAGAUGGUUUCCUGCCAAAGAUAUUGCCACCUCCAGGAAAUUGCCAGUGAGCUGGAAGUUCCCACUAUUACAAGCUAUAAGGCCAUGUUGCCAUGGACACCAGAAUAUCUGUAGUCAGAGCACCUAUCAGUUGCAAAAGCCAUGCCUGCAACCGAUGGAAAAUGUAAGAGGGAGUUCUUAAGGUUCUUGGUGGCAUCACCCAAGGCAUUCUGGGAAAACCUAGGGCCUGGCCCCAAAACUUCCCUACUCUGUGGCUAGUCCUGCUGCCAACAAAAUCGUAGUGACCUGGCUUUUCACAGCUUUGCUUUUAUUUCCAAGUCAAGGACAAGCCGCUUCAUUCACUCCUGGGCAUUUACUCUUCUUGUGGGUCUGUGAUAUUCCUUGCUUUCCAGGGAGAAUGUGCUUGGCAAGGUCUGGAGAACUAAUUCAGAAUCUUAGGGGAAGGGGAGAGAUGGAAAUACAAACCUGCUUACUGGAAAGGUGCAAAUAUAUGGGUUGAGCUGGAGGUAGGAAUACAGGUAAUUAAGGUUUCUAGUUUAAGGGAAAACAGAUCUAUUGCCAUUUAAAUAAGUUAACUGGGAUUUGGUUAAGUUCACAAAGAUAGCAGAAGAUUUAUUUACAGGCUUCACCUGUACCGUCAGGGCAAGAGAAAGCCUGGUAAACCAGCUACAGCAGUUUACCAGCGUGAUGGCUGUGACACAGCUCCACUCCACGGGUGGACACAGCAGAGGGCAACUGGGCUGGCCUGGUCCAGUGUGAAUCAAACCGCUUAACCCACACAUGGUACAUGUGAUUUUCUUUUGUGAGCCUUACACCAAGCCAAACUAUUGUCAAAGCAUCAUUUCUAUAGAAAUAAAGCCUUAUCUUGACCUGUUCUAUUAAAA